AAAGUUUGGAAGGAGAAGAGAGAGAAAGAGCGUUUGGAUAUUUGUGAUGAAAGAGAGAGGGCAUGGAGAAUCCCAAUGCUAAAGCUGAGAGACACAGACAGCUGAGGUUACUGUUGUGACUCCCUGGCCCUGUUUUCUGACCAAUUAAACUAAAAAAUCCCCACUCUCACUCUCUCCCAUAUCAUCUCACCUUCCACACUCUCUUCCUUCAUUCUCUUCAUUCUCUCCAUUCCAAUUCCAUUUCCAACUUUACCUUCUCCCCAUUCCCACUCUAACCAAUCAAACCCCACAAAUCCAAUACCCUAUCAACCAAUCAAAGAUUCCAUCUUUUGAAUCCAAAGCCACUGUCCCAGAUCAAACAACCCCAACACAAAACAUCAUCCACCCACUUCAACAAAUGAGAGAGAACCAUCCUUCCACAAACUCCGAGGAAGACCAGCGAUCCUCCGUGCUGGAUCUGGCGCGAGCCGAAAUCACGGAAUCCUCCACCUCCAAGACCCGAAACUAUGGCGGGUUUCCGGAUCCGGCUUCCGGGUCGGGUCCAUCGGAGCCGCAGGCUCCGUUCCCGGACCAGGUGCUGGAGAACGUGCUGGAGAACGUGCUCCACUUUCUCUCCUCGCGCCGCGACCGUAACGCCGCCUCAUUGGUGUGCCGUUCCUGGUACCGCGCGGAGGCCCUCACCCGAUCCGAGCUCUUCAUCGGGAACUGCUACUCUCUCUCUCCCGCUCGCGCCACCACGCGUUUCACGCGCGUCAAGUCCGUCACGGUGAAGGGUAAGCCGCGCUUCGCGGACUUCGAUCUGAUGCCACACGAUUGGGGGGCCCACUUCACGCCUUGGGCCAGCGCCCUGGCCCAGGCCUACCCCUGGCUGGAGAAGCUCCAUCUCAAACGCAUGACCGUCACAGACGACGACCUCGACCUCAUCGCCGACUCCUUCUCAGGCUUCCGCGAACUCGUCCUCGUCUGCUGCGAGGGCUUCAGCACUCAUGGUCUCGCCUCCGUCGCUGCCAAGUGCAGACUGCUGAGGGUGCUUGAGCUGGUCGAAUCUGUUGUGGACUCUGAGGACGAGGAGGAGAUAGCAGAUUGGAUUUUAUGUUUCCCCGAGAGCCAAACCAACAUGGAGUCUCUUGUGUUUGAUUGUGUUGAGUGUCCUAUUAAUUUCGAGGCUUUGGAGAGUUUGGUGGCUAGGUCGCCUCGUUUGAAGAAGCUUCGGUUGAACCGAUAUGUUUCCAUGGCUCAGCUGCAUCGUUUGCUACUUCGAGCCCCGCAGCUUACUCACCUCGGAACAGGCUCCUUCAGUGCUGCUGAGCCCGGGGUGGUUGGUGAGCUGGAACCGGAUUACACGGCAGCGUUUGAGGCCUGCAGAUCCUUGGUUUGCCUGUCUGGAUUCAGGGAGAUUUGGGCGGAUUACCUUCCCGCGAUUUAUCCGGUCUGCGCCAAUCUGACCUCGUUGAAUUUGAGCUAUGCCGAUGUUAACGCGCAGCAGCUGAAGGCAGUCAUUCGCCACUGUCAUAAGCUACAGAUAUUCUGGGUACUUGAUUCGAUAUGUGAUGAAGGACUUCAGGCAGUGGCUGCUACUUGCAAGGACUUGCGAGAGCUUCGGGUUUUCCCUGUGGAUGCAAGGGAGGAUACUGAAGGGCCUGUCUCUGAGGUUGGGUUAGAAGCGAUUUCGCAGGGUUGUAGGAAGUUGGAGUCGAUUUUGUAUUUCUGCCAGAGGAUGACUAAUGCGGCUGUGGUGGCUAUGUCAAAGAACUGCCCAGAUCUUGUGGUGUUUCGUCUGUGUAUUAUUGGGCGGUAUAGGCCAGAUCAUGUGACUCAGGAACCCAUGGAUGAGGGUUUUGGUGCUAUUGUUAUGAAUUGCAAGAAGCUCACUAGGCUAGCUGUGUCUGGUUUGCUCACUGAUCGUGCUUUUGAGUACAUUGGGAGGUAUGGGAAAUCGGUUAGGACACUGUCGGUUGCCUUUGCUGGGGACACCGACACGGGCCUUAAGUAUGUGCUUGAAGGAUGCCCUAAUUUGCAAAAGCUUGAAAUCAGGGAUAGUCCUUUUGGGGAUGGAGCUCUUCGAUCUGGUUUGCAUCAUUACUACAACAUGAGAUUCCUCUGGAUGUCGAGCUGCAAAUUGACACGCCAAGCUUGCCAAGAGAUUGCACAAGCAUUGCCCAACCUUGUUUUGGAAGUGAUCAGCAACAGUGUGGAGAAUGCAGGUGAUGAUAUUGAGAUAUUGUACAUGUAUCGGUCACUUGAUGGACCGCGGGAUGAUGCUCCAGGAUUUGUUAACAUUCUGCAUUAGAUUUUACGUUUUAAUUCAAGAAGAAUUUAACUCUUUCCAGUGGUGGCUGGUCGAUGAAACAUGAUUGAGCAGGGGAUUUUAAAUAAAUCUGCCGAAAGAUUUCUCUGAUAUUCAUGGCAAACGAAGAUAAGCUUACAAUUCCUGUUCGUGGUAUGGGCUGCAGGGAUGGCACGUCCCAAAGCUGCUAUUGGAGAGGGGGGUUGAGAAAAAUUCUCCAUUUGUCCUUGUUCAUUUUAGAUGACUGAGGUUUGGAAGAGGGAAUAGAAUAAUAGGAAGGGGUAGGGGGAGGAUGAUUCAGAAAGAAGACCUGCAGAAUUCAAUGUUGUCGUAUCGUCACAGUUUAAGUUUAUGUAAUUUUUUUUUUCCUUUAUAUUCAUUUAUCAUAACGAAAAACUGCCCAAGGAGGGGGAAGUAGAGAUUGCUGAAGCUGCUAUGAGGAUUGGUUAAUAAGCAUUAUUUUAUUUCCUUGGUCUAAUAGAUGUUACAUUGAGAGCAGAUUCAGAAGGAUCAAAUCAGAGGUUUUGGAGAGGUGAUGUUCUCUAACUUAUCCAUCAAUCUUACCAGUAGAGAAGCAAAAAAUGUAUUCACUUUGUAAGGAACUUAGUCUGUUUAUGUGGAUUCGAAUGAAAGUUAGUUGAAGCUUUGGCUGGCCAGAAUCCAAACUCCAGACUGUGAUAUAAACCUAUCUCUAUCUCCCUAUAAUGUUUUUUCUUUUUUAAUUUUAUGUUCACGGAUGUGUUGCUGUAGCACCUGACUGUUGAAUUUAUUGUUAUUGUUAGCAACUGUGAGAUGGUUAAUAAAUGCCAGAAUAUGCAUGGACCA
Molecule: messenger RNA, 3112 nt
Organism: Vigna radiata var. radiata (mung bean)
Lineage: Eukaryota; Viridiplantae; Streptophyta; Magnoliopsida; Fabales; Fabaceae
Product: transport inhibitor response 1-like protein
Exons: 3
Coding region: 398-2290 (630 amino acids)
Biological process (GO): SCF-dependent proteasomal ubiquitin-dependent protein catabolic process
Cellular component (GO): SCF ubiquitin ligase complex
Molecular function (GO): protein binding
Source: RefSeq, a predicted model, not a curated record